Messenger RNA from Ochlerotatus camptorhynchus, 1649 nucleotides. Its product is annotated as probable cytochrome P450 9f2. Bases 18 to 1622 code for a protein of 534 amino acids. Lineage: Eukaryota; Metazoa; Arthropoda; Insecta; Diptera; Culicidae. The transcript is spliced from 2 exons. Gene Ontology annotation, molecular function: monooxygenase activity; oxidoreductase activity, acting on paired donors, with incorporation or reduction of molecular oxygen; heme binding. The record is from RefSeq and is a predicted model, not a curated record.
AUCGAAGUACAUUUGCAAUGUUCGCGUUAGCCGUCCUCGCAGGAAUCAUCCUGCUGUGGUACUUUCGAAUCAACCAAAAGUACCAAUACUUCAAAACCCGUGGCAUUCCCUUCGUGAAGCCUACGUUCCUGCUGGGAAGUGGCGCACCGCUUCUGCUCAAGAAGAAGGACAUACUCCAGCACGUUAGGGAUAUAUACCAAACACACCCGACAGCAAAAAUCAUCGGCCUGUUCGACUUCACGUCGCCGGUUUGGAUGGUGCGCGAUCCGGACGCGAUCAAGCAGAUGGGAGUGAAGGACUUCGAUCACUUCAGUGAUCAUACGCCGAUCUACACGCGAGGGGACGUGGAGGACAUAGGAACGGAAAGUCUGUUCGGGAACUCGCUGCUACUGCUACGGGGACAGAAGUGGCGCGAUAUGCGGGCAACGCUGAGUCCGGCCUUCACCGGGAGUAAGCUGCGGCACAUGUUCGAGCUGAUAUCGGAGUGCUCCCAAUCGAUGGUGGAGUUCUUCCGCGAGGAGGCGAAGGCCGGGAAGCGUUUGGAGUACGAGAUGAAGGAUGUGUUUUCCCGAUUCAGUAACGACGUGAUCGCUUCGGUGGCGUUUGGGAUCAAGGUGGAUUCGCUGCGGGAGCGAGAGAACGAGUUCUUCGUGAAGGGAAAGGAGCUGAUGAAUUUCCAGAACAUGAAGACGGUGGUGAAGGUAUUGUUGAUGAGGAUGUCACCAAGGUUGAUGAUCAAGUUGAAGAUGGACAUAUCCAGUGCGGAGAUGAAUGCAUAUUUCAGGGGCAUGAUCAUGGAUAACAUGAAGCAGCGACAGCAGCACGGAAUUGUGCGAAACGACAUGAUCAACAUUCUGAUGCAGGUGAGACGGGGAGAAAUUGAGCAUCAGAAGGAGGAACAGGCGAGCACGGAGGCUGGGUUCGCAGUGGUUGGAGAGUCCAGUAUUGGCAAAAGUUCUCACAACCGCGUUUGGUCUGACAAUGAACUGGCAGCGCAGUGUUUCCUGUUCUUCAUUGCCGGAUCGGAUACCGUUUCGACGUGCCUUACAUUCGUUAGCUACGAGCUUCUCAUCAACCCGGAUAUUCAGGACAAACUGUACCAGGAGAUCGUGGCGGUUGAUCGAUCGCUGGAUGGUAAACCGGUUAGCUACGAAGCACUUCAGAAGAUGCAAUACAUGGACAUGGUAGUUUCCGAGUCUCUUCGCCUAUGGCCUCCGGCUCCGUUCGUUGAUCGGUUCUGCGUUAAGGAUUAUCUGUACAAUGAUGAACAAGGCACACGGGUACAGAUCCAUAAAAAUCAACUCGUGUGGUUCCCAACGACUGCCCUUCACCAUGAUCCUAAAUACUAUCCGGAUCCGUUCAAAUUCGAUCCUGAACGAUUUAGCGAGGAAAAUCGAGACAAGAUUCGACCGGGGACUUAUCUACCGUUCGGCGUGGGUCCUCGGGCCUGCAUCGGAUCCCGGUUUGCACUGUUGGAGGUGAAAGUGAUCUUGUACAAUCUGCUGCGGCACUUUACCCUGGUGAGAAGCGAGCAAACGAAGGUUCCUCUGAAGCUGGAAAGCAAAAUGAUUGGAAUUAAGAUUGCCGGAGGAGUCUGGCUGGAAUUUAAACCUAGGGAGUAACAUAUCGAAUAAGCUUUACUGGUAAGA